Molecule: messenger RNA, 962 nt
Organism: Didymodactylos carnosus
Lineage: Eukaryota; Metazoa; Rotifera; Eurotatoria; Philodinida; Philodinidae
Source: the annotation of a GenBank genome assembly
CAAGUGUCGGUCGCUCAAGUGGCGGGGUGGCUCAAGUGGCGGUCGCUCAAGUGGCGGUCGCUCAACUGUCGGGGUCGCUCAAGGGUCGAUCGCUCUAGUGUCGGUCGCUCAAAUGUCGGGUCGCUCAAGUGUCGGCGCUCAAAUGUCGGCGCUCAAAUGUCGGGCGCUCAAACGUCGGUUAAUCGUUUCAUUCAUGUCUCCAAUUUAUUUUCUUUCAGAAUUAUGAAUAUUUCGUCUCAAAGUUUGGACGUGGAGUUAAUCUACCCAGUCAUAAAUCGUUCAGUGAUCAUUUUCGACCAUUCGAUAAUGCUCUCGAAACAUUAUUUCAUAAUAAAUACAAGCAACGUUUCGAUGUUGCAUUUUCCUUUCCGGGUGAAGUACGUCCUAUAUUCCAAGAAAUAGCUGAAACAUUACGAAAUAAAAUCGCUGUUUUUUAUGAUCAUUAUCAUCGCGCAGAAUUAGCACGAAUAAAUCUUGAUUUAUAUUUACAAUCGAUUUAUCGUCAUGAGACAAAGUUAAUUGUGAUAUUCAUGUGUAAACAAUACAAUGAAAGAGAGUGGUGUGGGUUAGAACUGCGUGCUAUUAGAAAUUUUAUUAAGACAAAACAAUAUCAUCGAAUUAUGCUUUUGAGCGUCGAUGGCACAAGCGAAAUAGAUGGUAUUUAUGGACUUGAUGGUCACAUAAAUAUCAAGGAUAUGAAGGCUACAGAAGUUGCCGAUUAUAUUGUUCAGCGAUUAGAACAACCUCGUAAGUCAGUUGACUGCGAAGAAAAAUGCGAAAAUUCUGAUCGAGUAAAAAAUAUUACAAUUCAAUGUUCAAAUUGGUUGACAGACGCCGUGAAGUCCACACGUAGCCUUCCAAAAAGCGCACUAAUAUUAUUACUCCUUAUAAUUUCCAUUUGUUAUUUAUUAGUUGGUGCUGGAUGUGUUGUAAUGUUUUUCUUAUUUUUACUGGUUUUUUAA